UGCAGCCUCUGUCACUGGGAGAGCAGUCCACUUAAAUGCAGCUUCAGUAGGCUGUGUGAUACCCACCAGCAUCACUCACACUGUGAGUUUGGGUUUGUAACCAUGAUCUCCAGCUUGGUCUUUCUCCUUCUCUGUGGAAAUAUUGCCCUAACCCUGGGAAAUGCACAGAAAUUGCCAAAAGGUAAAAAGCCAAGCCUGAAACUCCAUAUCAAUACCACAGGUGACUCCAUUCUCAUGAAGUUUCUUCGUCCAGAUCCAAACACCAAACUAGAGGGUUUUGUUUUGGGAUAUGGCAGCAAUUCUCAGUCCAACCAAUAUUUCCCAUUGCCUUCAGAAGGGAAAUCAUCUGAAGCAGAAGUUGAUGCAGAGCCUAAAUAUUUGAUAGUUGUGCGACCAGUCCCCCCUCCAAGCCAAAAGAAAACAUGUUCAGGUAAAUCUCGUACCCGAAAACCUCUCCAGAUGGUAGUUGGCACUCUGUCACCAAGCUCAGUCUUUCUGUCCUGGGGUUUCCUCAUCAACCCACAAUAUGAUUGGAACUUACCGAGUCAGUGUCCCAAUGACAGAUUAUAUACAGUUCGCUAUCGGGAAAAAGAUAAAGAAAAAAAAUGGAUUUUCCAAAUCUGCCCGGCCACUGAAACAGUAGUUGAGAAUCUGAAGCCAAAUACCAUUUAUGAAUUUGGAGUGAAAGAUAAUUUAGAAGAUGGACUCUGGAGCAGGAUUUUUAAUCACAAGACUAUUAUAGGAACUAAAAUUAAAGGAAAUGGGAAAAUUCAAAGUACCUAUGACCAGACAUAUACAGUGCCAGCAUACAUUCCAAAGAAGAUAAUUCCCAUUACAGUUAUCAGACAAGUAAUUCAGAAUGUCACACACCGAGCAGCAUCGAAAUCUCCGGACAGACCUUAUGUAGGAGGAACAAUACUAGUCCACCUAAUCAUUCCUGGGCUGAAUGAAACAGUUCUGAAAGAUCCUCCACCUGUCAUGUUGGAUAUUUCCGAAACAGUCAAGACACCACUAGCUAAGAACGAGACCUUGGCAAUACCUGCUGAAUCUAAAACACCAGAGGUGGAAAAAAUACCAGCAAAGCCUGUAACAGUAACAAUGGAAACUGUUCGAAGAACCACAAAUCCUGCUGUGACUAGCGUCUUAGAAAUUUCAGAAAGAACUUUAGCUCCAAACAGGCUUCCAGAAUUACCUCAAGCCAAAACACCGCCCCCUCUGAUGAAACCUAGGGCAACAUUGGCUUCAGAUGAGAUAAAGUGGAUUGCUUCAACAACCAAAACACCUGAUGGUCCAAAAGUUCUGCAGCCCCACACUGCAACCUAUGACACACAGCCCGGUUUUUCAAGUCCUCCAGCAACAGAAGAACCUGAAAUAUCCAUGACCCAAACAGCAGCAACAAGUCAUUCUACUCUGGACUCUGACCCAUCAAAAACUUCUAGAACAAUUGAACAGCCAAGGGCACCAUUGGCUCCAAGUGAAAUGCCACUUCUUCCUCAAAAACCGAAAACAUCUCCUAUUCCUGAAAUACAACAUACUACACUUGCUUCCACACAAACCACAUCCAUUCCUUCUACACCUAAGCGACGACGCCCCAAGACCAAACCAACAAGAACCAAGCAUGUGAUAAGCUCAACCACUUCAAUAUCUACACCAAGGCCCAAACCAACUUCUUUUGAACUUGAAAGAACACCAGCAACAACGGCUUUUAAAGAGACACUUCAUGUUCCCCCCAAACCAACAACUUCCCCAGACCUGGCAGUAUCACAACUAACUCCUGCCCAGGAGUCCAUUAGUAUGGAAACUUCACCAGCAACACCUUCACCACUGUCACCAGCAACAAUGGCUCUGGAACCUGUCACACUAAAAACGGAAACAACAGGGACUACAAUAGCUUCCAAACCAGCCAGACGCAGACAUAAAGGUUCUAAGGCUAAAACCACACCAAGUACAACAACUUCACAGACCACACCUGCAUAUGAACCUGUUACACACAGGACUGAGGCAUCGAUGACAACCUUGGCUUCACAGUUGGACAAAUCAUCACCAUAUACAGGUCCCCAACUUAAAACAUUAAGUCCAGAUGUGUCAGAGAUCAAACCUGUCGUGGAAUCUGCAACAUUCCAAACUGAAACCAUGGUAACAACAAUAGCCCCAGGACCAGGGACAGUUAUAACUCAUGCUCCAACAACAACAUUAGCUCAAAUAAAAACAAGGACUCCUCGUCAAAAGCGUCCUAGAACUAAACCUACAACAAGUCCAGUGAAAACACAGACCAAAUCUGUUCCUACUACAGCUUUAGAACCUGCCAUCUUUAGAACUGAGACUCCAGGAACAACAUUAGCUCCCAAAGUGACUACAAUGACAAGGCGUCCACGUACAAGGCCACGGCCACGCCCACGGCCACGCCCAAGCCCACAUCCACACCCACGCCCACAUCUACCCCAAACUACUACACCAACUACUGAAGGACCUCAAAACAAACCUGCUCCCACAGAGGUGCAAACUAUUCUUUUCCAAACAGCAUCACCACACCUAGAAUCAUCACCAAUUACAGCUGCUCAAAAACCAAUCAAACAAAAUCGAACAAAGACAACUUUACGUCCUAAGCUUAAAACAACUCCAAGUCCACCUGUACCUCAGACCAAACCUGUUUCUAACAUAGAACUGGAAUCCGUUGCAUUUAGCACUGAGCCAUCAAAGGCAACCAUAGCUCCAGCAGAAACACAUUAUGUACAUCCAAUCCCUAAAACAUCACAGAGCCCUGAUGAGCUACAAACCAAAGCUGUCCUGGAAUCUAUUACAUCUGUGCCUGAGCCACCCAUGGAAACAAUAGCUUCCAUAGCGACAACUUCUCUGCCUUCCAAAACUUUAGCACUGACCAAGCCAGAUGUACCACAGACAAAACUUGCUACAAAACCGACAACACGUGCCCCACCCAAAACGAAAACAACACAACACUCAGUCAAGCCUGCUCCUACAAGUUCACGACCCAUUGCUUCAAAACCGAAAAUAUCACCAAGCCCGAAUGCGUCACCAACUCUACCUGCUCCAGCAGAAAGACAGGCAUCCUCACCUAAACCAUCCCCAAGUCCUGUUAUAUCUCAGACCACAGAUGGUCUGGAAGAGAGUACAGUUAGGAUCAAGCAACCAAAGGCAACUCUAGUCCCAACAACCAUCAUUCUGAGAACAACAAUGCCAACCACUUUAGCUCCUAGGGAUGUACAUAAACCAGGCCCAGAUGUCUCUCAGACCAAACCUGUCCGGGAACCUGUUACAUUUAGAACUGAACCACCAAAGCCAACAAAGGCUUCCACGGGGACAAAGGACAUUCCUUUUAAGCCUAAGAUUUCGCCAAGCCCAAGUCAAACUGUACUACAAACCACUAAGGCAGAAACAAGCCAAUCUACUCAGGAACCAGCUACCACAAAACCUCCUCGACCACCUAAGCGAAUAAAGACAACUCAGGCACCAAGUAAAGUAUACACUACUACUGUAAGGAGGAAACUUGUCAAACCUGGCAAAAAUAGGACAAGUGGAGCUGGUAGACCCAAGCCCAAUGGAACUUCACAAGACACAGUUUACAAUAAGCCAUUCUCUGAAGGUAUUCUCAAACCCUUUGAUGCCUCCAAAAAUGUUUCACUGGAUGCUAUUAAAAAAACAGCUAUAAUCACUGAUACUCCUCACUCCACCUUACCACCUCCUAAGCCAACACAGUCCCGAAGAAAACCUCUAUCACCAAACAAUGUGACCGGCAAGCCAGGAAGGCCAGGAACCACCUUGUUACCCCGAGUAACCACCCCUCCUCCAAAGGUGACUUUCAAACCUAUUGGACCCACUGUGCCAAAGAAGCCUGAAACAGAGAAAAAGCAGCCAACAGCCUCUGUUUCUGGAGAAUCCGAUAACUUUACUGACUUUAGUUCAAGCCCCACAAGAGAGACUGAUUCUGGGGGAAACCAGCGGUUUGUGGCUCCUCAUGUGAAAUACAUUCCAAAGCCUGAGGAUGAACCAUGUUCUAUCACUGAUUCUGUGAAGCGGUUCCCCAAAGAGGAGGUGUCAGAAGAAAGCCCCACGAGCCCCCCCCAGAAUCCUCCCACCAACCUCACUGUGGUCACAGUGGAAGGAUGCUCAUCAUUUGUCAUACUGGACUGGGAGAAGCCACAGAAUGACACAGUCACUGAAUAUGAAAUUAGAUCCAAAGAAAAUGGAGCACCUACUGGGAAGAAGGAGGCUAUUCAAACUACAAAUCAAACCUUCUCUGCAAUAGAAAAUCUAAAACCAAACACCAGUUAUGAAUUCCAGGUGACGCCCAAAAACCCUCUUGGUGAAGGCCCACCUAGCAAAACUGUGGCAUUCAAUACUGAAUCAGCGGAUCCAAGAGUGAGUGAGCCAAUUUCAGCGGGAAGAGAUGCCAUCUGGACUGAAAUACCCUUUAAUUCAGACUCUUAUUCAGAAUGCAAAGGCAAGCAGUAUGUCAAGAGAACUUGGUACAAGAAGUUUGUAGGUGUGCAGUUAUGCAAUUCUUUGCGAUACAAGAUUUACCUGAGUGAUUCACUUACAGGAAAAUUUUACAACAUUGGAGAUCAAAGAGGUCAUGGAGAAGAUCACUGCCAGUUUGUGGAUUCCUUUUUAGAUGGUCGGACUGGACAGCAACUCAGUUCUGAUCAACUGCCCAUCAAAGAAGGCUACUUUAGAGCAGUUCGCCAAGAACCAGUCCAAUUUGGAGAAAUAGGUGGUCCCACUCAGAUCAAUUACGUCCAAUGGUAUGAAUGUGGAACUACGAUACCAGGAAAAUGGUAGAUGCUGCAGUAGCGAUGAGAGAUGCCUUCUUUUUCAUCAAGAAAAAAAAAGUUGGAAAUGUUAUAGUAUUUGUGCCACAUAAACCUUCUGUUUACUAUGUAUAGAAAUUUAAAAUGGAAUGGCAAUAUUAACUGUUUAUUAAUAGACUGCUUACUAUAUUUAUCAGGUUUUACAAAGUCAUUUAAAUAAAGUAAGAUAUAGGCAUUAAAGAGAAUUUGGGAAGCUGGCUCCCUGCUCUUGGUAUUUUAAAAGAAACAGUUUGUAUGUUAUUUAUCACAGUGUUGUAAUAAAUGUUUUGAGGCACUUUUAUGGGAAGCUUAAAAUAUAAUAUGCAUUAAUUUUAAAUAUUCACUUUUAUUACCUGAACUGUUUAGGUAAUUCUACAAACCUCUGGUCUCCCUCCCUUUAUAAUUAACUUUAACUUAUUGGAUCAAACUCUUGUUCAAUAGAGCUGAAAAGGCAAUUUUCCCAAUAUUUACGUAUUGCUCAGACUAGAAACAGCUGAAUAAGCUUUUCUAAAAGAGCUUUAGGCCCUAGUCUAAACACACAAUCAAAUGCUUGGUGGAGAUAUUUGUCAAGCCCUGGGCCUUACAUUAGUUUCAUUUUGGCAAUUCUACAUCACCUAUGCUCAGUAUAAUUCAGUUUUGUUUACUUAAGAGAUUUAUUCUCUAACCAUCAGCCUAUGCUAUAGUGUCUGGAUGUAUUUUUUUUUAAUCAAACAUUAGGAUUUUCCACUGUCCCUUCAAAUAAUCGUGUGUCUUCAUUUAAUCUAACAUGGUCAUGUCCCUAGCCAAGUUGUAAGCACUGGUUCUGAUGUUUGAGCACAAAAGAGUAAAUGAACAAGGUCUAUAAUAAUGUAUAGGAUAUUUGCUAUAUAUAUUUUGUAUAAGACAUCUAUUAAUAAAGGGGGAUAUUUGUUGUACUUCUGUUUCUUAACUCAAACUAUAAAGAAAAUCUGGUUGAAUAUUGUUCCUAGGGAAAGAGGGGGUAAUUCACUGUGCUUAAGGUCUUCUAAACUUGCUAUUUCCAAAAAUGCCUCAAUUUCCCCCCUCUAAUGCCAUAUACAUUUUGUAUUUUUCAAACAUUAAUGAACUCUGCAAUAAAGAGAUGUAGUUUUUUUAAGAAAA
Molecule: messenger RNA, 5924 nt
Organism: Monodelphis domestica (gray short-tailed opossum)
Lineage: Eukaryota; Metazoa; Chordata; Mammalia; Didelphimorphia; Didelphidae
Gene: ABI3BP
Product: ABI family member 3 binding protein
Biological process (GO): extracellular matrix organization; positive regulation of cell-substrate adhesion
Molecular function (GO): protein binding
Source: RefSeq, a predicted model, not a curated record